This is a messenger RNA of Hyalella azteca, 2830 nucleotides long. RefSeq lists its product as uncharacterized. The transcript has 19 exons. Lineage: Eukaryota; Metazoa; Arthropoda; Malacostraca; Amphipoda; Hyalellidae. Bases 53 to 2695 code for a protein of 880 amino acids. The record is from RefSeq and is a predicted model, not a curated record.
GCGAUCUCAUCGCUUAUGACUGGUAUUGGUGGCACUCCAGUACGUAUCAAUCAUGGCACUCACGGUCCUGUUGGCACUAACACUCCUUGCUGCAGCAAAAGGUCUGCCCUCAACCACACAGAGCAGCUGCUCGCUCGACAUCACCGUGAGCUACGCGUCAGCGGGUGAUGCAAGUGUUGCGUGCUCCAGUUCGUGCCCCAAGGGAGAGGAUGGAUUUUCGUUCAGUGGAUAUGCCUUCAAGCGAUUCCCAACUCUAGAUGGCAGCAAUCAGAUGGUACGUGUGAAUUACAUCGAAGGAUCCCUCGCCGGAUGUCAGUUAGUCCCUCUUCAAACCGAUGACGAAGUCGCGGCCAAUGAGGCGGCGUUUGCGGAACUCUAUCGCAAAUGCAGACCCGAGGAAUUCACAGAGGCUGUCCCAACUACAGCUGCACCAGUCGAGACUACUUCAGUUCUGCCCACGACAACAACCGUUGAAACAACAACAACCGAAGGUCCGACCACCACAACAACCGAAACUCCGACCACCACAACAACCGAAGCUCCGACCACCACAACAACCGAAGCUCCGACCACCACAACAACCGAAGCUACAACCACGACCACAACUCAAGUUCCGACCACCACAACAACCACUACAACAACCACGACAACAACCGCUACAACCACUACAGCCCCAGUCCUGAUCCGGAAGAAAUGCCCUGAAGCUUUCACUCUUGUUGGAGAUUCAUGCUACAUGGUAACACCUUUCCCGAACACACAAGCUGAAGGUUUGAAGUACUGCAACAAGUACGGAGCACAAACAGCAGGAGUCAUCGAAACACAAGCGGAACAAGAUCGACUUGCAGGUGUUCUGUCAACGCGUGCUUGGAUUGCGCUCAACGACAUUGAGGUUGAAGGCCGCUUUACCGCCCCAGGACUGACAAGCAACAUCUUCACUAAAUGGAACAAAGGAGAGCCCAACAACUGGAACAACAACGAGGACUGCGUGAUGCUCAUACCUGAGUGGGGCUAUGGCUGGAACGACGACAACUGCCUUGCUUCCAGCCGAACUCUGUGUGAGACGGCUCCGUUGGCCGUAUACAAGGAGCCAACCUGCGCGAAUGGGUGGCGCAAGUUUGAGGAUUCCUGCUACUUCUUCUCGGACGCGGCUGCCUACGACAUCGGCGCAGCUCAGUGCAGGGCUAAAGGAGGCUACCCAGCAUUCAUCAACUCGGAGCAAGAGAACAAUUUCAUCGCAAGCAUCGUUGACACAAAUGCUUUCUUGGCCUACACCGACAUCAAAGAGGAAUCGGUAUUCGUGGCAGAGAACUUCGGUGUUCCAUUGUACAGGAAUUGGAAUGCGGCAACCAAAGAGCCUAACAACGCGAACGGUGGAGAGUCGUGCUCAGAGAUAAGGAAGGACAUGGGCUAUCGCUGGAACGACAUCAAGUGUGAAACUGUGCAAAGGACGGCCGCGUUGGGUCUGCCAUCGGAGCCGCUGGACAGCUGCUCCGUAAGCAUCAGCGUGACCUACCCGGCCGCACAAGGCGAGUCUCCUACCGUCACGUGUGCAUCGCGGUGCGCCACGGGGGACCAAGGCUUUACGUUCAGUGGCGUUGCGUACAAACAUUUCGCGGAGCUGGACGCCUACAACCUGAUGGUGCAAGUGAAUUAUGCGGGCGGGUCCUUUGCUAACUGUGAAUUGGUCACCUUGAAAACAAUCGAACAGUUAGCAGCCGCCUACGAUAGCUGCCUGCCAACUCAGGAAGAAGCGACCACCCCACAGGUCGAAUCCACGGUUGCACCAACAGAAAUGUAUACAACAACCACCCCAGAAACAACAACCACACCAGUUCCAACCACAACUACCCCAGAAACAACAACACCAGUUCCAACAACAACUACAUCAGCUACAACCACUCCAGCACCAGUUCUGAUUCGUCAACGAUGCAAAGCGGGCUUCACUCUGCUCGGCGACUCGUGCUACUUAGUAUCUCCCGAAGCCAAGAGUGAUGCUGAAGGCUGGCAGUACUGCAGCCAGUUCGGAGCCAAAGGAGGCGUGAUCGAGUCACAAGCUGAACAAGACAGGCUUGCAGGUGUCCUCACGACGAGAGUUUGGUUGGCCAUCAGCGACAAAGAAACGGAAGGAAAAUUCGCCGCCCCGGGAACGAACGGCGUGUCUUUUGUCAAAUGGAACAAAGGAGAGCCCAACAACUGGAACAACAACGAGGACUGCGUGAUGCUCAUACCUGAGUGGGGCUAUGGCUGGAACGACGACAACUGUCAGGCACAAAGCCGAGCGCUGUGCGAGGACGCGCCUAUUGGCGUAUACAAAGAGCCCUCAUGCGCGGCCGGACAACAGAAAUAUCUUGACUCCUGCUACUUCUUCACCGACGCCGCGGCCAACUACGACACGGGCGCUGCUCAGUGCCGGGCAAAGGGCGGCUACCCGGCCGUUGUCAACACGCAGCAGGAGCAAGAUUUCCUUGCUGGCAUCUUGACGGAGAAAGUUUACAUAGGCCUAACCGACCGAGCCACGGAAUCCGUGUUCGUGUCAGACUUCGGAGUGGCGCUGUACAGACGCUGGGCCUACGGCGAACCGAACAACCAGAACGACGAGGACUGCGUUCAGAUGGUCAGUGGCUGGGGCUCGCCGUGGUACGACGUCAGCUGCUCCACUAUCAUGAGGACCUUGUGCGAGAUCCCCGCUCAGUAGCGCUGCACUCAAUUCGGUUCCUCUCGUGACCACAACGGACACCGAAGAAAGCCAACAAUAAACUCUGACGUAAUGAUCAUCUGGGUAGACAGUACCGCGCAUGUAAAGCACGAAGUAAAUUAUUGAUGCAAAAUA